AUGAAAGAGAAGAAUUAUGACAGCAUUAAUGCCUCAAAGGUUGGAUUUCACUUACCUACGUAUUACCUUACUUUCCAGACUUUACGUGGCGGGAAACAUGGAGGCAAAUCUAACUUUGAUGACGGUCCGAGCAAGACUACAAGUGUGCCUUCACAUGCUGAUUUCUUUAUCUUCGAGAGUACCUCGACAGGUUAUCUUUCGUCUCCGGGUUCAGUUGGUGGUUCGUUAUUCGUCCAGGCACUCUGUCAAGUCAUCAAAAGGGACUAUCUUACCAAGAAUUUCCAAGAAAUGAUGACACUGGUCCAGUAUUACGUAACACUUGAAAAGAAACCGGAUGAGACACUGUACAGAUACUCCACGCUCAGGAAGAAUAUUCGGUUUGCAGCUGAAGAGAUCGACGUAGACGACGAACCCACAUCCUCGCACCAAAGUACUGUUGUGAACAGACAACUGAUAGAUGAGGUCAAGAUGGGCGACGAACUAUCAAGAACACAGCCAUGCAGAGCUGUUGUGCACAGUGAACAGCGCACACAUAGCCAGGUGCGGCCACCAAGUCCGCGUAUUGAAGAUAACCGAAACAACCCUAUUGCGGAUAGGAACCUGGAGGUUGUGUCACAUACAGAGAUAAAAUGGAGGCCGAAAGGAAUAAGAAAGUUGGUGAAACUUGGUGAAGUCGGAGGAAAUUACGGAAUAGUCAGUACAAGGUUCAUGUUGAAAGGUUACACCUUCGAGCUAGAGGUUACUGCCGAGGACGAGGAUGGAAAGCCGCAUCUGGCGGUUACGCUAAGCCUGUGCCGCGGUCGCAAUGACGAUAACCUGGAAUGGCCAUUCAGUACGCCGUACACGAUAACCCUCUGCCACCCUCAUGACGAAGACUAUACCAUCCCGGUAUCUGCUGUAUUCGGCACCCAUACCCGUACUUCCUAUGUGAGACCACAGGAUGACAGUAAUCCUGGUGUUUCUUUCUCCCUCAUACCGCUUGAAUCAUUUCAACAGCGCCAGUAUAUAAUCGACGAUGCCCUUUGCUUGUCAUUGAGCUUGCACGCUUCAGUUCAAUAAUACACUAUACGCUAAUGCGUCAAAAACCCUCUAUAUGAUAUGCUGAGUACGACACUUUUAUUGUAAUAUUUUCCAAUGUCGCAGAACGCACUUGUGGUCUGUGCUACACCAGUGUUGUAGACAUAUAGAAACACACAAACAGAACACAUUUGGGUAAUCCACAAUGACGGUACAUGGGCCACUGAUGGAAAGGCAGGCAGUAGGGUUCGGAAUCCCGAGCCGUUUCACAUUCCCGGGAUUUCGAAAUUUCGAAAUGUGGAUCCCGGAAUCCCGGGACGGGAUCGGGAUUUUUUUCGAAACUAUACCCAGGAUGCCGUAUAUGACCGCAUCCACUUGCACUUGAUAUCCGUAUCCACUUGAUAUAGUUCACGUCUCCUGUCAUCCCCACGGAACAUUCGAAAGGAAAAAAGCUGAAAAAAAAAACUGCUCAAUGGGGCAACCCUGCGUAUUACAUUGAGUAUUCGCACCGUGCCGCGACAAACGAAAGCAGAUGUCUGUCUUCCUUCCCUUUAUCAGAUUCCUUGAAAGUACCGGCCUGAUGGACUCCCUCUAAGACCCCAUCAGAGCCGUCAGCAUCAUCCUAAUCACCGUCCUCUCAUUUUCCCCCAAUAGCAAUGGGGUAACAUUCUGCUCAAUGAGCGGAAGUCAUCCCCAUAUCAUCGUCAUCAUGUAUCUCCCUCUCUCUCUCUCUCGCACCGUGCCUGCAUGUCAACUGAAAUGCCGCAAUGAAAUCUGUCUCUUCUUGUCGUCUGCUACGCAAUACCUUCUGGCUGCGUCCAGGAUAUUUCCCGCAGUUAGUAGUGCACGAGAAUUCUAGUUACGCAGCCGCAAAAAUGAAUGACGUAUUUCGCAUCAUUCGCUCGAGUAUUCUGGGGAAUGCCACUUGUGUGAAUACAUGGAAUAAUGCGGUUUGCUCGUCUUGCCUUUUAUUCAUCCACAGUGACUGUUGUGUUCUGGUCUGAAGCAGCAGAGUCUAUAAUUCUCUGAAAAGGCUGUCUCCAUUUUCUGGUUUACUUUAGAGAGUAUUUAUUCUUGUUGAAUUGUAUUUACUGUUUCAAAUAUACUUAUUCGUGAGGAUUAAGAGAACAAAAGAGAUAUCCUGCAAUAUUUCUUGUUGUAGGAUUGGAAAAAUCAUUCUGAUUUCAUGGGGGUUUUAUGCUACUUGAGGGCUGUUUUCGUCUACAGCUUGCGUAGUUUACAUGUGUCAGCAGCUAAUGUCGUUGUAAAGUGUCGUGGACGACUAGGUUGGUCCGUUUCGGAACGCAAAUGAUAUUUUUUUAGGAAUGGACGCUUGAAACAAAACGUGGAUUGGAACCCUGCUUUCCCUUUCACUCGCACCGCGGAAUAUUUGUUGUCAAAAAAGCCGAAAUUUAUAAUCUCCAAAUCUCACGAUUUGCCAAAUGCUCAAAUUAUACUCAAAUCCCGGGAUUUCAGGACCCCGUGGUCCCGGGCUUCGGACCUAGACCGUAGUCGGUAAUUGUUUACAACCAGCCUUGUGAAAGAAUCACGAUUGUUAUGACAAUAUCGAGAAAGUUUGAUUCACUCGAUUGACUUUGAUUUAUUUGAUCUAAAUCAACUUUUGAGGACGCAUUUCGUUUCGACUACGAACACCACUCCUGUGAAAAUCUGGGAAGUAAACCCUGACGACAGACUCUAGAACAGCACUUCACCGCAUAGCACGCCGUACGCCGACCAUUUCCACGAAUGAUAGCGUUAUCGCUUUUGAUUCGAAAGUAGACCAGGGCGUGGCAAUUUGGAUAUAUGAAAACUGCCACAAAGAGGCAUACGCAUCCACCUCUCUUCGGAUAACAAGCGAUAGUCCAAUAAUUCGUGG
Ornithodoros turicata is the source of this 2893-nucleotide messenger RNA. RefSeq lists its product as uncharacterized. Gene Ontology annotation, molecular function: protein binding; cysteine-type endopeptidase activity. The record is from RefSeq and is a predicted model, not a curated record. Gene Ontology annotation, biological process: proteolysis. Lineage: Eukaryota; Metazoa; Arthropoda; Arachnida; Ixodida; Argasidae. The transcript has 5 exons. Bases 1 to 1059 code for a protein of 352 amino acids.